AUGACUCUAGAGGCACUGCACGAGGAGGCAAAGCCCCUGGGACUUCAGGUUUCCUGGCCCAAGACCAAGGUGCGUAACGACGGUGGGUCGAGCCAGGAAGUUGUACAGCGGAUUGGCCUGGCCCACGGCGUUAUAGACUCGCUCAGCACGAGUAUUUGGCGUUAUCGGUACCUGUGCAGACGGACGAAGAUUCAGAUCUUCAAGUCGGUGGUGAUCCCUGUCUUACUCUAUGGUUGUGAGACAUGGACGCUGAACACCGAUCUGAGGAGACGAAUUAAUGUCUUUGGUAAUAGAUGCCUUCGCAGGAUCAUGGAGUACCGCUGA
Portunus trituberculatus (swimming crab) is the source of this 324-nucleotide messenger RNA. RefSeq lists its product as uncharacterized. The transcript is spliced from 2 exons. The coding region runs from base 1 to 324 and encodes 107 amino acids. The record is from RefSeq and is a predicted model, not a curated record. NCBI's taxonomy places the organism in Eukaryota, Metazoa, Arthropoda, Malacostraca, Decapoda, Portunidae.